This is a messenger RNA of Moneuplotes crassus, 568 nucleotides long. Lineage: Eukaryota; Ciliophora; Spirotrichea; Euplotida; Euplotidae. The record is from the annotation of a GenBank genome assembly.
GCCACCUGGAGUAUUUCUUUCAUUGGUCAUUCUUCUUCCUCUUUUCCUCUGGGAUGAUUUACGUUUCCUGCUUCUACGGUUCUGACUGUUACUCUUAGAUUUAGCUCUGGAGCUCUUAGUCGAUCCUCCACUUCUUCCAGAGGUGAUAAAGAGAUCAGAGGCUUCUUUGUUCAAUAUCUUAUUACGAUCCUUAGAAUCAAUCAGCCUUAGUUUGUCCUUGAGCUUCUCUGAAGCAGUGACUUGAUGUUUGGCCAUUGCGUCUUGUAUAUGUUUAAAUAAUUUCGGAAUUCUCAAUCCAGUGUUAGCAAUGAUAUGCAGUGCCUGAACGAAGCCAUUGAAGGUAAAAUUGCCAGAACGCUUGAUUUUUGCUUCCUUUAUUUUCCAAUAUUGGUCAUCUUUAAGGAUAAUUUUAUUUUAUCUUUUCAAACUUUAAGACAUUUGGGUACAAUUCUCACUUCUUGCACAAAGUGAAGAGCUGAUACGGAUGCAUGAUCUGCUUGCCCUCUGAAAAUAUAAAGAACACUUGGGAUAAGUAAGCUAGUUGGGUGGUUGUGAAAAUAUUCCCCUU